AUGAUUUCCUUUUUUGAUUUCAUUAUUUUUUUUAACGUAUUUAUUGCAACGAUCUUCGCCUCCGACGCGUAUAUUCCAGACGCUUCGUUAAGUGUGCCAAAAAUAAUUAAACGCCACGGCUAUCCAUCUGAAACUCAUAUCGUGGAUACUAAAGAUGGAUAUCUAUUGGAAGUCCAUAGGAUACCACAUGGAAAAAACACUAAACAGUACAGAAAAUUCCCAGUGCUCUUACAACAUGGAGUCGUGGCUAGCUCUGCUGACUGGAUAAUCAACGGGCCUUCAAAGGCGCUGGCUUAUCAACUAGCGGAUAAUGGAUUCGACGUAUGGUUAGGAAAUUCUAGAGGCAACACCUAUUCUCGUUCUCACAAGAGUCUCAGUCCAGAUAGUGAAGAAUUUUGGAAUUUUAGUUUUCACGAAAUGGGUAUCUACGAUUUGCCGGCCACCAUAGACUACAUCUUAGAACUUACGAACCAAAGUCAAUUAUACUACAUAGGGCAUUCGAUGGGAUCUUGUAUGUUUUUCGUCAUGUGCUCUAUGCGCCCAGAAUAUAAUUAUAAAAUUCGAGCGCAAAUAAGUUUAGCUCCGGUGGCUUACGUUCAUCACAUGACUUCUUUUUUAAAUACUUUAGUUCCGUAUGCAAACGAAAUACAAAAAGCUUCGAAUUGGGUUUCAAAAGGAGCGUUUUUACCACAAAACGCUGCUAGCAAAUUAGUGAGUAAAUAUUUAUGUGGAGAUAACGCAAUCAAUUCAACGUUGUGUAAAAAGUAUAUUGUUUAUAAAAUGUUUGGGGAGGAUACUGUUCAAUUCGAUAUGACCUUACUUCCCAUAAUAUUAGGUCACAAUCCAGCUGGCACGUCAGUGAAAACUUUAAUUCAUUUCGCACAAGAAAUCACUACAAAAAACUUUCAACUAUUUGAUUAUGGAACAGAAAAAAACUUUGAUGUUUAUAAUUGUUCACAUCCACCAAAAUACAAUUUGAGCAACAUAAUUGUUCCCAUCGCCUUUUAUUAUGCUAAAAACGAUAUACUAGCAGAUCCUACAGAUGUGAUGGAGCUGUAUUCCCAUUUACCAAACAGAUUAGGGUUACAUCUCAUUGAAUUUGACAAAUUCAACCAUGUUGAUUUCCUGUAUAGUAAAAAUGUUACUGAUAUGGUAUACCAAAGUGUAAUGAAUACUAUAUUUAAAGCUGAAUUUGUUGAUUGGAUACCAGAGUUUGAUAAUACAACUGCAUUUAAUGCCUUAAGUGAUUAUAAUAAAUGCAACGACGAUAGAAAUGCAAGGACAACAAACAAUGGUUUUUGGCAUAAAAUUACGUCAAUUAUAAAAAAGAAAGAAGUAUAUCCAUUAACAAGUAUUAUGAGAGAAGAUAAGGAAAAACAUGUUAGAUCAAGGAACACAUAUGUAAUGGCUUGGAAUCAAACAUAUUUUGAAUAA
Macrosiphum euphorbiae (potato aphid) is the source of this 1434-nucleotide messenger RNA. NCBI's taxonomy places the organism in Eukaryota, Metazoa, Arthropoda, Insecta, Hemiptera, Aphididae. The record is from the annotation of a GenBank genome assembly.